UGAAACAGACUGUUGGAAACUUCUUCCUACAUCCCUUUACCUUGGUUGCGCGAAUGGUUGACUUUGGUGCUUAGGGCUCCAUCGCCUUUGCUAAAUUUGGCUCAUGUUGUUUCUCUAGAGUGAGGUCAACGCCUCUGAGGCCUGAGUGUGUCGUUGGGCCUUCUCGGUGCAUUUACUUAGCAUAUCUCGAUUUAUCUAUCGCUCUUCCACAGAUAAAUAGCACCUGCUAGACGUCUCUUGAUCUCAAUUUGUCUCUCCAGCCGCUUGCAAGUAGACACGCUGGUACAGCUCUCUCUGCUCCUAGUUUCUGCGUCCCUUUUGAGGUUGCUCUCUGUAUCUUGGUUUUUGCUUCCUCUUUUACUCUCUUUCACAAGUCAACACCUAGUCCUCACUGUUCGACAAACUCCAAGCUCUCUGUUCUAUAUAUAACCCUGAUCGAUCACUUUGUUGUCGAAUUAUGUGCAACUCUUGCUUUACAGCUGGAAGAUGGGUCCCCUAUUGCCAAGAUAGGAAUACGCCUUCUCCUCUCCAGGUGCCAACGUAUCCCUUGCAGAACUACAACUCGCAAAGCUACAUAUCCCAGCCCCCACAGCCGCAUCCUCGCCCAGCUAUGAUGCCUUCGAGCUCAGGCAGCUUGCACCCUGGCGGUACCUACGCGGCAAGUCCCAGCGGAUCAGGCAACUUCUACCCUGGAAGCAACUUUGGUGCAAGUCCCAGCGGAUCAGGCAACUUCUAUGAUGGCAGCAACUACGCAGAGACUUCCGGCGGAUCCGUUCGCGCUGGCUCGCGCGGCAGUGCCUCCAGCAGUAUCUCAGUCGAGUCGGCGCGUGCGACUGUGUACUCGGUCGAGAGGUCGCAGUCUCUAGAGAGCCUAGCCAGACAAAUCAGCCGAGAUCUGAACGACCUCGACGACACAGUAAGGCAGCUCAAUGCGUGGUUCAGGAGCCUGGAUCCCAAGGGAUACACCAAGCGGACCCCGUGGUCGGCGGGGAUGGAGAGUGCCUACGACCGAUACAAGAGAUACGGUGCGGCCCACGCGCAAGCUCACACCGCGUUCCAAAUCUGCCUGUCCACAACAAGGAGGAACACAACGCCAGAGCAACACGCCGAGCGCGCCAAAUUGGCUAUUGACUGGGGUACGCAGGCUUUGAGAGCGGCUGAGGCACGGCUCGAGUUCAUGAGGAUGUACCGUGACGCCUAUCGCCUGAAGGGUAUCGACACCCAUAUCAAGACAGGAGAUAAUAUUAUUACCAGUGCUCGAAACGCCGUCGCAGAAGCAAGGCGUAAUUACAAUAGUAUCUGGGUCUCAGCUGGACGCUUGACUGAUCUGUCAAUCUUCAGUUAGUGUGUUAUGGGGUACGCGGCGAAGGUUGUGCGACAAAGUUGAGGUCUAUUUCGCUAUGUAUGCUGCAGCAACUACUCUGUGAUAUGUAACUUAGCAAGUCUAAAGCAGAGUUUAAUGCGUGGUAACAAUCUAGUACACGGAGGUGCGCUGAAUCUGGC
Messenger RNA from Phialemonium atrogriseum, 1503 nucleotides. RefSeq lists its product as uncharacterized. The transcript has 4 exons. Lineage: Eukaryota; Fungi; Ascomycota; Sordariomycetes; Cephalothecales; Cephalothecaceae. Bases 458 to 1345 code for a protein of 295 amino acids. The record is from RefSeq and is a predicted model, not a curated record.